AUGGCUGACGAAUCGGCUCUGGCGGCCGCUGCUGCCAUGGUCAAAUCUUUGGCAACCGACUCGAAGCUCUCGACGCCUGUUCACCCUGGCAGUGAGCCCAUCUGCACACUCCCCGGCCCUUCCAGCUCUGCCAAGAACUCUCUCGAAAGCGAGCUUUCCGCUCUCGCUGCCCGCAUUCAACGUUUGGAGGCCAAGGCUAGCAUCUCGAGUGCUCCCAGCAUCUUUCCGGCAACCCCAAGUGAGACUGCUGACUCCAUGUUCGGAGUCGAGUCUUCAUCCCCGACCUCCGCUACUGGCAAGUCAUACAUGCGAUCAAAGAUCUCCCCAGCAGUUCCCGCCCGCAGUAUCGCACAAGAUGAGCGGUCGGUCAAGACAAUCCCUCUGAGCGAUGAGGCUCUUGAGGGUCUCCGAGAACACAUCGACGACCAAUCCAAAUUACUCGACAACCAGCGCCAGGAGUUGUCGCAUGUGAACGCGCAGCUCGUGGAGCAGAAGCAAUUGCAAGAAAAGGCUCUUAGGCUCUUGGAAGAGGAGCGCGUCGCUGCUCUCGAAAGGGAGCUCUGGAAGCAUCAAAAGGCCAACGAGGCUUUCCAGAAAGCUCUACGUGAGAUUGGUGAGAUUGUUACAGCGGUAGCUCACGGUGAUCUCAGCAAGAGAGUGCGUAUGAACUCGGUAGAGAUGGACCCGGAAAUUACUACUUUCAAGCGCACCAUCAACACCAUGAUGGACCAGUUGCAGGUCUUCUCUAGCGAGGUCUCACGAGUCGCUCGUGAAGUCGGCACAGAUGGAAUUCUUGGUGGCCAGGCUCGAAUUGCAGGGGUCGACGGUACCUGGAAAGAGCUCACUGACAACGUCAACGUCAUGGCCCAGAACUUAACUGAUCAAGUGCGAGAGAUUGCUUCCGUCACUACUGCUGUCGCUCAUGGCGAUCUCACCAAGAAGAUCGAAAGACCAGCCAAGGGAGAGAUACUCGAGCUCCAACAGACAAUAAACACCAUGGUUGUACAACUUGGCACGUUCGCUGCAGAGGUCACACGCGUCGCCCGUGAUGUAGGCACAGAGGGUAUGCUCGGGGGACAGGCCGAUGUCAUGGGUGUGCAGGGUAUGUGGAACGAAUUGACGGUAAACGUCAACGCCAUGGCGAACAAUCUCACGACCCAAGUCCGAGACAUUGCUAAGGUCACUACCGCUGUCGCCAGAGGUGACCUCACACAAUUGGUUCAGGCUGAAUGCAGGGGCGAGAUCCUGGAACUCAAGUCGACAAUAAACUCUAUGGUUGGCCAGCUGCAACAGUUUGCUGCCGAGGUCACCAAGAUUGCCAGAGAAGUCGGCACCGAAGGACGCCUGGGCGGACAAGCAACCGUCAACGACGUCCAAGGCACAUGGCGCGAUCUUACCGACAACGUUAACGGCAUGGCCAUGAACCUGACCACGCAAGUUCGCGAGAUCUCCAAGGUCACCACAGCCGUAGCAAAGGGCGAUCUAAGCACUAAGAUCAGUGUUGAGGCAAGAGGUGAGAUCUUAUCGCUCAAGAACACCAUAAACACCAUGGUAGAUCGUCUUAGUACCUUUGCAUUCGAGGUCACCAAACUCGCUAAAGAGGUCGGGACCGAUGGCACACUUGGCGGCCAAGCUCGUGUGGACGACGUUGAGGGCAAAUGGAAGGACCUUACCGAAAACGUCAAUACCAUGGCAUCCAACCUUACGUCUCAAGUACGGGGUAUCUCUACGGUCACGCAAGCCAUUGCAGAUGGUGACAUGAGCCAGAAGAUCACUGUCACCGCUGGAGGCGAGGUUGCCCUUCUGAAAGACACCAUCAACAACAUGGUUGACCGACUGUCCGUUUUCUGCAACGAAGUACAACGAGUGGCCAAGGAUGUCGGCGUUGAUGGCAAGAUGGGCGGUCAAGCCGAUGUCGCUGGUUUAAAGGGUCGCUGGAAGGAGAUCACGGCCGAUGUCAAUACGAUGGCGACCAACUUGACCACCCAAGUACGUGCCUUCGGCGACAUCACCAAUGCUGCUACCGAUGGGAACUUCACAAAACUAGUUGACGUUGAGGCAUCGGGCGAGAUGGAUGAAUUGAAGCGCAAGAUCAACCAAAUGGUUUACAACCUGCGAGACAGUAUUCAAAGGAACACACUAGCCAGAGAAGCUGCUGAACAAGCCAACAAGACCAAGUCCGAAUUCCUGGCAAACAUGUCGCACGAGAUCCGUACACCAAUGAAUGGCAUUAUAGGAAUGACCCAGCUCACCUUGGAUACCGACCUAACCCAAUACCAGCGAGAAAUGCUCAACAUUGUCAACAAUCUAGCCAACAGUCUCUUGACCAUCAUUGACGACAUUCUCGAUUUGUCCAAGAUCGAGGCCAAGAGAAUGGUUAUUGAAGAGAUCCCGUAUACGUUACGUGGUACAGUCUUCAACGCCCUGAAGACUCUCGCUGUCAAGGCAAACGAGAAGUUUUUGGACUUGACAUACUACGUAGAUAGUUCUGUGCCCGACUACGUCGUAGGCGAUUCUUUCCGCUUGAGGCAAAUCAUUUUGAACCUCGUUGGCAACGCCAUCAAGUUUACUGAGCACGGAGAGGUCCGGCUUUCAAUCCAGCAAGCCAAGAAACCAACACCUAGAGACCAUAACGAGUACGCUCUGGAGUUUGUUGUUUCCGAUACGGGAAUAGGAAUUCCGCAGGACAAGCUCGACCUUAUCUUUGACACGUUCCAACAAGCAGAUGGCUCCAUGACGCGUAAAUUUGGCGGCACUGGUCUCGGUCUUUCGAUUUCCAAGAGAUUGGUCAGCCUCAUGGGUGGUGAUGUUUGGGUCCGGAGCGAUGUCGGUAAGGGCAGUUCAUUCUACUUCACUUGCGUUGUCAGACUGGCAGGUGGUGAUCUGUCUCUAAUUGAGAAGCAACUCAAACCAUACAAGGGUCACCAAGUCUUCUUUGUUGAUAGGGGCCGAACAGUCUUUGGCAAGCAGAUUGUAUCAUCCCUCCGUGAUCUCGGCUUGGUUCCGGUUGUGGCCACUCAAGAAAGUUAUCCUGGGCUCGGAUCUGACGAGCCUCCUUUCGACGUCAUCAUCGUCGACUCGGUUGAGACUGCUCGCAAGCUAAGGGCGAUUGACCAAUUCAAAUACCUACCCAUCGUGCUAUUAGCUCCACCGACUCACAUCAGCUUGAAGUCCUGCUUAGACCUAGGUAUUACUUCGUAUCUAACAACCCCCUGCGCCCCCAUCGAUCUCGGAAAUGGAAUGGUGCCAGCCCUAGAGAACCGUGCGACUCCAUCACUAGCAGACAACACCAGGUCCUUCGAAAUUCUACUGGCUGAGGACAACCGUGUGAACCAGCGCUUGGCGGUCAAGAUCCUCGAGAAAUACCAUCAUGUUGUCACCGUAGUUGGUAAUGGUUUGGAAGCUGUGGAAGCCAUACAGAAGAAGAAAUUCGACGUUAUUCUUAUGGAUGUACAGAUGCCCAUAAUGGGUGGAUUUGAAGCCACAGGCAAGAUCCGCGAGUACGAACGCAGUUUAGGCUCUCAUCGAACACCUAUUAUCGCCCUCACUGCACACGCCAUGAUGGGUGACCGGGAGCGCUGCAUCCAAGCGCAAAUGGACGAAUACCUUUCGAAGCCACUACAGCAGAACCAUCUUAUCCAGACCAUUCUCAAGUGCGCCACACUUGGCGGUCAGUUACUUGAGAAGAAUCGGGAGAGGGAGCUUACCCGUAAGACUGAUGAGACACCAGACACCAAGGGUCACCCGAGUCAAUUGCGUCCUAACCUCGAGGCCCGAGCAAUGUCGUCAACCUCGAAGCUGAACGCUGCAAGCCCAUCUCUCGUCAAAGCAGAUGAAGAUGACCCCAUGAAAUUAGCGGCACGUAGAAGUCUUUCCGACAUUGUUCAAAAGCCAGCCAACUAA
Messenger RNA from Truncatella angustata, 3903 nucleotides. RefSeq lists its product as uncharacterized. The transcript has 3 exons. The record is from RefSeq and is a predicted model, not a curated record. Gene Ontology annotation, cellular component: membrane. Bases 1 to 3903 code for a protein of 1300 amino acids. Lineage: Eukaryota; Fungi; Ascomycota; Sordariomycetes; Amphisphaeriales; Sporocadaceae. Gene Ontology annotation, biological process: cellular hyperosmotic response; phosphorylation; phosphorelay signal transduction system. Gene Ontology annotation, molecular function: phosphorelay sensor kinase activity.